Salvelinus namaycush (lake trout) is the source of this 1818-nucleotide messenger RNA. RefSeq names its product zinc finger protein 16-like. The transcript is spliced from 3 exons. Gene Ontology annotation, molecular function: DNA-binding transcription factor activity, RNA polymerase II-specific; RNA polymerase II cis-regulatory region sequence-specific DNA binding. The coding region runs from base 56 to 1096 and encodes 346 amino acids. The record is from RefSeq and is a predicted model, not a curated record. NCBI's taxonomy places the organism in Eukaryota, Metazoa, Chordata, Actinopteri, Salmoniformes, Salmonidae. Gene Ontology annotation, cellular component: PcG protein complex; transcription regulator complex. Gene Ontology annotation, biological process: regulation of transcription by RNA polymerase II.
AGAGGAACCAGCUGAGCAGCACAGGACCACACACAGUCUCACUGAGUCAGUAGACAUGGAGGAUGGGAAGCCUGAUCUGCUGCUGGUCAAAGAGGAGACAAUAGAGGAUGGACCAGAGAGCAUUGACCUGCUGAGUGGACUAAAGAUGUGGGAGCAAGGUGAUUGGCUGGAGGCUAACAGUGGAGACUGGGUGACCAUCUUGGAUUCUCAGACCCAGACGGAUACAGCCAAGGGCCCAGGGAAUGACAUCAACAAGCUGGUCUGGACCAGAGGCGACAUAGUGGCGGCCAGUGGAUUGGACAGCGUCCUCAACUCUGGGCUAGGGAACAACAGUGUUCAACACAACCAGAAACCGACAGUUGAACACAAAACAUCCGAACUUAGUCUCCAUGACAACAGACUGGCUGACACCAGGGCGAGGCGUAGAUUUGGUGUUCGGGGACGGGGAGGUGUCCGUAUGAGAACAGACAUAGACUUGGCUAGCUAUUCUCCGUCCUGCUCCUAUAGUUGUGAUUCAGAAAGACAGAUGGCACCUCAGCUUAACCACCUAACAGGUGCUGCCUUCAGCCUGCAUUCUAUAGGAUCUAUCAACUGGAACAUGGACCCUGCGACAACACCGACACUCCCUGGCCUUCAUCCUCCUCACACUCUCCUGUUAAACCAGACCUCAGACAAUGCCAGUGCCUCAACACUAAAUGGCAACACAAAUGACAGUAGUAGUAAUGCUAUCAGUAGAUCCAGUGGCAAAGAGAAGCGCUUCCCGUGUUCGUUCUGUGGGAAAGCCUUCAGUUUCCCCAAACAGAUGGAGAUCCACCAGAGGAUGCACACGGGGGAGAAACCAUUUGGCUGCCAGCUGUGCCGGGCUAGUUUCUCUCAAUCCUCCAACCUGAAGAGGCACCAGAGAGUCCACACAGGGGAGAAACCCUACAGCUGCCCCCAGUGUGAGAAGAGAUUCUCCCGCCAGCACCAGCUGAAGAUGCACCUGAAGGUCCACACGGGGGAGAGGCCGUUUGCCUGUAUGCACUGCGGGAAGAGGUUCUCAGAGAGGAGCUCUCUCAGGAUACACCAGCAGAAAAUGCACACAGCCCAUGUAUAGAGUAUAUUAAUAUAUAAUGUAGUACUAGUUAAUUUGUAGUUAAUUCUGUUGGUUUUGGAUGUAUCGGGAACUGGAUGAGGUGAACUGACGAAAGAAUGAGUAUGAUGAGGCAGAGUAGAUGAUAUGGUGAUGGUGUCUGUAAAAAUGCUUCACUGAUGAAGAGUGACAAACGUCGUGUCUUUAGGUGUUUUAUAGUGAGAUAAUGAUAGUGCCUUAAUUCAUGAAGUAUUGAAGCUGUGUGUAAUGUAGUGUUGAACCAUUUCCAAAGUAUUCUAUAGUUACUUUUAUCAAAGUGAAGGUACCAUAUUUAUAGGUACCAUAUCUUGCCUCCAUUUAAUAUCUGACCCUUUCUAAGACCUCUUGUGGCAAUAGAGAAAUUACUUAUUUUUUCAUCUAUUUUUCUACAGUGACUUUCUAUCAAUACAUGGCCAACAUAUUAUCUUCCUCUUCGGCACAGCCAGAAGAGGACUGGCCACCCCCCAUAGCCUGGUUCCUCCCUAGGUUCCGGCCUUUCUAGGGAGUUUUUCCUAGCCACCGUGCUUCUACACCUGCAUUGUUUGGGGGUUUAGGCUGGGUUUCUGUACAGCACUUUGUGACAUCAGCUGAUGUAAGAAGGGCUUUAUUAGUAACUUGGAUUGAUAUUUACAGGAAAGGUAUUCUACUUGUCACGUAUCAUUUUGUGCAAUAAAUGUGAUUGUUAUGCUAUUUAAAUUAAAUACUAA